AAAAUGGAUUUUAAACCUACGCCUGCGGUCAGGAGGAGCAGAGUCUGACAAUGCCCGCGUCUGCGGUGACCACUUCCUCCAAGCUCCUUAGAUGAGGUUGAGUCGGAAGACUGGGCUCCAACGGUCAACCUCUGUUACCAGAAGUCUAAGCCCAAGUCAGAAGCCUCUCUUCAACGGGAUCAGAGGAUGAAGCUAAAGGAAGACAAACAAAAACGGUAUGAUUGUGCAGAAACUCUGUUGGAUCUUCAGAUACCAGACAAGCAGAGAGUUGAGAGCUCUGAACCAACGCUGACACCUGACCACCCACAGUCCGAGCGCAUCGGUGUGAUUGAGACGUUUAAUGAUGGAGGCUACGCAGAUGCCGGGACCCAGACAGAGCUUACGAUGAAGGACAUUGAGAAGAUGGAGGACGUUCUGAGACAGAACACAACAGAGCUGGCAGAUCUUCACUCCAAAAAACUGGACACAAAUUUUUGUCAGAACUCAUUUGAAAAAAAAAAUGAGGACAAGACUAAAUUCUACAAGGGACUCCCCAACUUUUUAGUUUUAUUGCAGAUUUUUGAGCUGUGUGAGCCCUACAUCACCUAUGGCCCCAUGUCUGUGCUGUCUAAAUUUGAACAGUUUAUGUUAGUUUUAAUUAGGUUGAGACUAAAUCUCCCACUGAAAGAUUUAGCUUUCAGAUUCAAGAUUUCUCUGUCCAGUGCUUCCAGAAUUUGGCAUAAAUUAAUUGACAUACUUUAUGAAAUACUAGAAUUUCAAAUUGAGUGGUCAGAGCGACAUGUACUUCAUGCAACAAUGCCAAUGUCAUUCAGAGAGGCAUUUGGAAAUAAAGUUGCUGUGAUAGUUGAUUGUUUUGAAGUUUUCAUUGAGAGGCCCUCUAAUUUAUUAGCCCAAGCACAAACUCGGUCAAAUUAUAAGCACUAUCAUACUGUAAAAUUUCUAAUUGGAGUUGCGCCCCAAGGCUAUGUUACAUAUAUAUCUUGUGCCUGGGCAGGGAGAGUCAGCGAUAAGCAGAUUACAUUAGAGAGUGGCCUCUUAAAAAACUUGUUGCCUGGAGACAUUAUAUUAGCAGACCAAUUUUACCGCAAAGACUACAACUCCCAUGAUGCUUUGCGGCGCCAGCGCGGAGCAGACGCGCCCCCUCCUUUGUGUUUUUUCAGCGCCGAGGCAGUCAGAGGUAGUUGGGUGUCUGCAGCUCCGCUGUCUCGGACAAACUACACUCCUCUCAGCGCCGAGUUCACUCAGCUGUUUUCUGACGUUGAAGCCCAGAAACGGAGAUUCUAACCGCUCAGUAAUGUGUUCACGACUGAAAGAGAAAGUUUUCAAACUAACGUCCAGACAGAGCUGAUAUAACUUCAGCAAGCAGCGACACGCUCAAACCAGCACGACUCUGUGGCUGCUGUCGUGUUUCCUCCCUGACACAACAACGUGGUCAAGCUGCUCAGACAUGUUCAUCAGCACAAACCUAUGUGAGCACCUGUUGUCAUCUAAUGUUGUCAUUAUUAUGAUGAAGAUAAACAAAACAAUAGGAGCCUCCUCCUCAGCUCAGAUCAGCCCCAUGAUGCAGGUAUCUGGCUGGAACAGGUGAGCAUCACAGUAAACCAGUGGAGCAAACUGAGCUUUAAAUAUGUUGGAUUUAUGCUCUUUUUCUGCUCCAAAACAUGAAAGUUAACAGGUGAGAUGUUGCAUUUUCAUUUAAGAUAAAAUGAUAUUUUUAUUUUGUUGUUGUUCCGUGAGAAAAGAUUUAACCUACAGUAAACAGGAAGUGGAAAGGCUGCAGAUAGAUGAAUAGAAUAGAAAAUCCCUUUAUUGUUCCUCAGUGGGGAAAGCUAGAUGUCACAGCAGCGAUGACACUUAUUACAGGAGAAAAAAAAGGAGAAUAAAAAUAAGAAAAAUGA
Molecule: messenger RNA, 1898 nt
Organism: Nothobranchius furzeri (turquoise killifish)
Lineage: Eukaryota; Metazoa; Chordata; Actinopteri; Cyprinodontiformes; Nothobranchiidae
Source: RefSeq, a predicted model, not a curated record